GAUUUCUGUGGUAUUUCGUUGCUAUGGUGAUAUAGAGCUGAGUUUUAUUAAAGCGUCCGAAACGCGUGUGACCUCGAUGCACGUCAGACUUAUAGAUUAGUCUUCGGCUCGUCUUGAUUCGCUUAAGCUAAAAUAGCCCAUAAAGUCCAUAAGCUUUAAUGCCACUUAGUGAGAAGUGAGAAAUAUCAGCGUCUCAGCCGUCUCCUUCUCACAGAGUCCUCUUGUCGUUCGCCCUGUAGGGAAGUAGGUGUGUCUCUACAGAUACCCUGAAUGAUUGACGAGAAGUUUUUUUCCAUCAUGCUCUCUCAGAAUGUUCUGGUCUUGACCUGCGUGCUGCUCCUUGUGACGCUGUGCCCUGACGUUCUGUCUCGCCGGGGUUUUGGAGGCAUAGGUGGUCGUUGGGGUGGCAUCGGAAAGGCCGGAGGAGGAGGAGGAGCCUGGGGAGGUGGAGGAGCUCACAGAGUAGGUGGCCUUAGCGGAGGACACCACUAUAAAGUGCCGCAUGCCAACGGAGGAAGCUCCUCAUCAGGAUCGAGCGCAGGAAAAAUGGCAGGAGCGGCAGCAGCCGGCGCGGUCGGAGGCAUGAUGAUCGGACACGGGCUCGGCUCCAUGUCCCGACCCGGAUACGGAUACGGUCAUGGGGGGUAUGGUGGGUAUGGUGGUUACGGGUAUGGAGGAGGGCACGGGUACCCGAGGUACGCCGGAGGACACGAGAACGGACACGUCCGAUAUGAUAAUGGUGCAGGGUUCAGGAACGAGACCGAUAUGGAGUACUACACCGGAGCGGCCAGCAGGGGGCAUACGUACAGUUGCGUGCUGCUGUUUGGAGCCACAGUGUCCUUGUUAAUCGGAUUCUGACUCGCACCCUGAAACGUAAAAACUGACUCCGUUUCCCAAGACAUGGUGACUUUGGUUUUUAAAAGUUUUGCUAGUCAGAAACACUGAUAGUUUAGUGCUUAUGUCACCAUAUUUCACACUGGUAUGUAUAAAAACAGACAAAGGCACAUUGCAGAGGUAAAAACAGGAUCAGUUGGAUAACGACUCCAACAAAUAACGGUCACAAUGUACUUAUUAAUAUGUAAUUACAAACCUUUAGGAUUUUUCUAAUCAUAAAGAUGUAUCUUUUACUUAAAAACGUUAACAAAUGGUAACUUUUAUCCUAGUAAGUUUUAUCCUAAAAUGUAAUUAUAUUAAUGAACUACUAAUAUCAUAUAUGAUGAUUAAACUGCUAAACUGGAGACUGUUCACUUUCCUGACAUGGUGAAAAGAUAUAAAGCUGUUUUACGUCUCAUAAAUCCGUUUGCGUUCUACCGGUGGACGUUAUGUUUUGUUAUGUCUGGGUUUUCGCUCCAUUCGGGGGCAGCUCAGGUACACACACACGAGUCAGAAGAAGAAGAAGGGUUAAACUUGUUGACCCCAUUAACCAGAGAUGGGGGACUUGAGUCAUAUGACUUGACUCGAGUCGGACUUAAGUCGCACAUUUGAGACUUGCUUGACAAAUAUUAAAAAAAGACUCGACUUGACUUUGACUUGACAUUCAUGACUUGAGACUUACUUGUGACGUGAGUCAAGGAUUUUGUGCAAGAUGAGAAGAGAAGAACAGCGGUAUGCGACCACAUCGCUCACAAUUGAGUGACAAAGUUCUAUCAAAUUAAAUUUUUUGCAAGCGCAAUGUAGUGUAAAUGGUUGGUCACUGUUUAUGUUUAUGUGGAAAUGUCAGCUUUUUUGCAAUAGCUCUUAUAAUCGGUCUUCAGUGUUAAGCUUUGGGUGAAAAGCGUAUGG
Molecule: messenger RNA, 1782 nt
Organism: Tachysurus vachellii
Lineage: Eukaryota; Metazoa; Chordata; Actinopteri; Siluriformes; Bagridae
Gene: prnpa
Product: prion protein a
Exons: 2
Coding region: 271-858 (195 amino acids)
Source: RefSeq, a predicted model, not a curated record